UUUUCCAUGGAAUUGAACACCAACAUUAAAAGUAAAAAGGGGGUGGGAAGAAGAAACCUAAAACCAAUGAAUGGGGCUUGGCCCCCAGCUAGAGGGGAGACGGCUAGUUUUCAGAGAACAAAGGAGAGGGAAGAAGAGAGAUGUUCCUUGAACAUCUACUAUGUGAGAACCACCACCCAGGGCACAGCACCUGCCUGUGUUGGAAAGAGGAUGCAACCAUCCCCAACAGGGAAGGGUGGAAAAUGCUGCACUGUGCAUGGACUCACAAGGAAGAUACAUAAUGUACAGCCGAAUCUACAGUCCCCUAUUUUGUCAGCUGCUUGUGUUGAUUAAAACUUCAAUAAAGAUCCUGUGAUAAAACAGA
Molecule: messenger RNA, 364 nt
Organism: Mandrillus leucophaeus (drill)
Lineage: Eukaryota; Metazoa; Chordata; Mammalia; Primates; Cercopithecidae
Product: chromosome unknown open reading frame, human C9orf92
Exons: 4
Coding region: 7-333 (108 amino acids)
Source: RefSeq, a predicted model, not a curated record